CUAGGAAGGCUGUGGCAGUGAGACGGUUAAUAGCAGUGAUGUAGUGGGGAGGGAAGUUAAUGGCAGUUUUUGUAUUGGGUCUUAACCCAAAAGCAAAAGCCCGCCCUUUCUUGUGAAUUCAAACCCUGCUUUAAUUCUUCUGCUGAAAAAACGACCCUUCCUUUAAUCAAUCAAAAAGAAACCAACCUCCUUAAUUAGUCAUAAUCUCACAACAAGGAUAACCAAUGUACAGCAAUAACAUGACGAACCUUGGAAGUGGUACCUGGAUGCUGUUGCUGUUGUUGUCCUUUUGUUUCAAUGCUGUUGUUUUCACAGGUGCAGAUGGACAAGGCCUUGAAGUUGAAGCAAGAAGACCAAUCUCGCACCACAAGGGAAACAGCUCUCUCCUAUUUGACGUCAAGAGAUUCGGUGCUCGAGCUGAUGGCAGAACUGAUGACAGCAAGGCCUUCAUAGCAGCAUGGAAGGAGGCGUGUAGAGCAACAGGAAAGGUUGAACUUCUGAUACCAAAAGGAAUGUACUUGAUUGGCCCUGUUAAAUUUGCAGGCCCUUGCAAAAAUGUGUCGUCUCUUACUGUCUACAUGAAGGGUUAUUUAAAGGCUACAGCAAAGUUGUCUAGGUAUGGAUCUGGAACUGGUUGGGUUGAAUUUGGAUGGCUGGAGAGGCUAACUUUGACCGGAGGUGGAACCUUUGAUGGCCAAGGUGCCAAAGCCUGGCCUUACAAUAACUGCACCAAUGACUCAAAGUGUAAACUUCUUCCAACUAAUGUAAAAUUUGUGGCAAUGAACCAGACUGUAGUCCAAGGCAUAACUUCACUGAAUAGCAAGUUCUUUCAUAUAGCUCUUGUCGAAUGCAAGAACUUCAAAGGUAGUAAAAUCAAGAUUUCUGCACCAGCAGACAGCCCCAACACUGACGGUAUCCAUGUGGAGCGAAGCUCUAGCGUCUAUAUCUCUCAAUCGCUUAUUGGUACUGGUGAUGACUGCAUUUCUAUUGGACAAGGAAAUUCUCAGGUUACCAUCACAAGAAUCAGAUGUGGACCUGGUCAUGGAAUCAGUGUUGGAAGCUUGGGAAGAUAUGAGGACGAAGGGGAUGUAAGUGGACUAGUUGUUAGAGAUUGUGCCAUAUCAGGAACCAUGAAUGGCAUCAGGAUAAAAACAUGGGCCAACUCCCCAGGUAGCAGCGCAGCAACCAAUAUGACAUUUGAGAACAUUGUGAUGAACAAUGUGACCAAUCCAAUAAUAAUUGAUCAGUCAUAUUGCCCAUUCAGUUCUUGCAUCUCCACAGAACCAUCUAAGGUGAAGCUAAGUGAUAUAUAUUUCAAGCAGAUAAGAGGGACCUCAUCAUCUGCGGUGGCAGUAGCGCUAGAAUGUAGCAAGGGGAUACCGUGCCAGAACAUAUACCUUGAGAAUGUUCACUUGGAAUUGUCAUCAGGGGAGAAACAAGCCACUUCAUCAUGUAAAAACGUUAGAGCUAGGUACAUUGGCGAACAAAUCCCACCACCAUGUGCCUAGUAGUGUUAAAAGGUGAAGGACUUUCUUUAUUAUUAUUUUUUUUUUAAAAAAGAGUCAUGCUGCCUGCCUAUUCAAUUGAACGGAUGAUUUUUUGAUUGUGAGAGAUCAUGCCAUGCAAGCGUUUUACAAAAUGAAAAUGGUGAAGGGGUGCAAACUUCCACUCUCAAUCAUCGGCCUCUGCAGCGUGGAAAGGCAUCAGUAAUCGUGAUGGGCGUGGUUGGGGAUGGCAAGAGGUUGGGUUUCUUUCUGGACAGAUAUAGAUGGAGCCUCUUUCUGGACAUGCUCUUAAUUGAUCAUAUUAGAGAGAGGGGGGAAAGGAUUCAUUGGCUUUAUGCUCACUCGCUGGGCGAGGCUUGAUGCGCAAGGAAUGAAGAGUCCAAUUAAGGGGGUUAAUAUCAGUGGCCAGAAUAUUGUUCAGAUUAAUUGAAAUACCACACAGCGUCUUGGAGAUUGCAGGUUGGCUUUUGACAAGUCUAAAGAGAGCAACGCUUGCAAACAGCCCGCCCAUCUUAAUUACAAGCCUAGUGAAUAUACAUAUGGUUUUAUCAAGGUGGUGAGAAUAAUAUAUACUGAUGGAAGGUGGAAGCUGUAGUACUGGAAACCGGGAUAUAUAUUACGCGACAACAAUUAAUGGUGUUUGGACUGUGGGUUUCAAAGGAUACCUCCUAGGUUUUUCAAUGAUCUUAGUCGCUGUGAGCAUCCAUGUGUUUUUGUCCAGGAAGAUGGUAGCUAGAUCACCGGACCACCUUCCACCCUCUGCAAUAUUUGGCAAUGAUAUAUCAGCCUAGCCACCACCAGAAAAAUAUACAAGGAUGAUGGAUCAACGACGAUAAACACAUAAAAUUAAUACAA
Molecule: messenger RNA, 2360 nt
Organism: Populus nigra (black poplar)
Lineage: Eukaryota; Viridiplantae; Streptophyta; Magnoliopsida; Malpighiales; Salicaceae
Product: exopolygalacturonase-like
Exons: 6
Coding region: 225-1508 (427 amino acids)
Biological process (GO): carbohydrate metabolic process
Molecular function (GO): polygalacturonase activity
Source: RefSeq, a predicted model, not a curated record